AUGAGGAACUCCGGAAAUCCGCCCCCACUGCACGUCCUCCUCUCCUUCGCCCUCGCCUUCGCCGAAGCCGCCACUUUCUCUCCGGCGGCAGCGAGUCAACGGUCGCCGAUCCGCCAGCUGGUGAAGGCGAGGGUGAUCCCCGACGUGAUCAACCUGUUCGUCCCCUCGGCCAAGCUCGAGGUCAAGUACAGCGCUAUCCGGGUCGUCAACGGCCUCCUCAUCCCUCCCUCUGCCGCCGCCAAGACCCCCUCCGUCCGGAUCCACUCCCGGCGUCGAUCCCCCGUUGACCUCUACACACUGGUGAGUGGCGAACCGUGGGAUUUCGAAAUUUUUUUCAGGUGGUGAAAAAAGAAACUUAGCCAGGAUUUUCCGCACCGUAUAUCCAUUAGUUACCAUGAAAAAAAUUGGAUCACUUCCUAAAACGUAUCCAAGUUCUCUCAGAGGAGUCAACUCUAACCAGAGAUCUAGGCCAAACCCACAAAUCUCUCUCUCUCUCUCUCUCGCUGACUUCCAAAGGUGGGUCCGCAUGCGAGGGAGCUUCUUGGGAAAUUCUCCCUAUUUAUGGAGAAAGAUUAACUCCGAUAGCAGAGUACAUGGCCCUACUAUCCAUGUAUACGUAUAAAUGAUGUGCCGAUAAUUAUUUUUCAAGUGAUUGCUCGGGUCUUUGAUCUUAGUCAGGUAGAUUAAUUCGGCCAUGCAUGCACCCCAUAACAGAUCGUGGCAGACCCAGAUGCACCGAGCCCCAGCAACUCGACUCUAAGGGAAAUCCUCCACUGGUAGGCGUUUCAUCGUCUUCUUCAAACAUUUAUCUCCUCCACUCUCUCUUUCUCUCUCUAAGUCACCUCCAAAUCUUCUCUCAGGCUUGUGGUCAACAUACCGAGAGGCAAUGUCACCAGAGGUACAUUCAGCUACAAAAUUUCCCCCGUUGACCAAUGAAAAAAGUCCACGUGGUUUAAUACAUCGGACACGCUUCCUCCCCAGGUGAGGAGCUGGUGCCGUAUGUUGGACCCGCACCGCCCAUUGGCGUUCAUCGGUACGUCUUCUCGCUGUUCAGGCAGAAGAAGCCUCUGAAAGGGGUGAAGGUCCCAACAGGCAGAGCCCUCUUCAGGACUCGCAGAUUCGCCGCCGACAACCGACUGGGCCUCCCGGUCGCCGCCCUUUACUUCAAUUCCACGAAGGAGACGACCGCCUGA
This is a messenger RNA of Spirodela intermedia, 1193 nucleotides long. Lineage: Eukaryota; Viridiplantae; Streptophyta; Magnoliopsida; Alismatales; Araceae. The record is from the annotation of a GenBank genome assembly.